AUGAGUGCUUUAGAGCUCCAGAAUGUCGACUGGCAGGUGGCCACCAACCGGCGUGAACAUCACACGGGCCAGUUCUCCAGCCGCGACAUCAUCUUGCGCAGGGGGCAGGGGUUCCACAUGAUAAUGAACUUUAAUCGCGCUCUUGACUCUGAAGAAGGUCUGAAUCUCACAACUGAAACAGGUCCUAAUCCCUCAGUGUCGGCCAGGACAAAGGCCACAUUUCCAGUCUCCAGGGGGAGAAACACAGGCAGUGGCUGGGCUGCAGAGGUCAGAGAAAAUAAUGGCAAUGCUCUGACCAUUGCCAUUUUCAGCCCUGCCAGUGCCCCCAUCGGAUGGUACACAAUGAGCCUUCAGAUCUCCUCCAAGGGCAGGGUCUCCUCCAUGAAACUUGGGCUCUUCACACUGCUCUUUAACCCAUGGCUACAAGCGGAUGAUGUCUUUAUGAGUAACCAGGCUGAGAGACAAGAAUAUGUUGAGGAAGAUUCUGGCAACAUCUUCGUGGGCAGCAUAAAUCGAAUUGGCAUGAUUGGCUGGAACUUUGGACAGUAUGAAGAAGAUAUUCUGAACAUCAGCCUCUCCAUCCUGGAUAAGAGUCUGAAUUUCCGACGUGACCCUGCUACCGAUGUGGCCCGCAGAAAUGACCCCAAAUAUGUUGGCAGGGUGCUGAGUGCCAUGAUUAACAGCAAUGAUGACAACGGAGUGAUCGCUGGGAACUGGAGUGGCAGUUACACGGGUGGUGUGGACCCAAGGACCUGGAAUGGCAGCGUGGAAAUCCUGAAGGAGUGGAAAAAAUCAGGCUUCAGGCCAGUCCGAUUUGGCCAGUGCUGGGUCUUUGCUGGGACGCUCAACACAGUGCUGCGGUGCUUGGGGAUUCCUUCCCGGGUGAUCACCAACUUCAAUUCCGCUCACGACACGGACCGGAACCUCAGCGUGGAUGUGUACUACGACCCCAUGGGAAACCCACUGGACAAGGGCAGUGACAGCGUGUGGAACUUCCACGUCUGGAAUGAAGGCUGGUUUGUGCGCACUGACCUGGGCCCCUCCUACAAUGGAUGGCAGGUGCUGGAUGCCACCCCCCAGGAGAGGAGCCAAGGUGUAUUCCAGUGUGGCCCAGCUUCAGUUAUCGCAGUCCGAGAGGGUGAUGUGGACCAGAAUUUCGACAUGCCCUUCAUCUACUCGGAGGUUAAUGCCGACCGCAUCACCUGGAUCUACUCGGCCUCCAACGAUAGCAAGAAACAGAACUUUGUAGACACUCAGUCCGUUGGCAGGUACAUCAGUACCAAGGCUGUGGGCAGCCGCUCUCGCAUGGAUGUCACAGACAAGUACAAGUACCCAGAAGGUUCCAGUGAGGAAAGACGAGUGCAGCAGAAGGCCCUGAGCAAACUGAAACCCAACGCGACAUUUGGCCCGACGUCCGCGCAGGAUUUUCCAGCAGAAGAGCUGACACCCAGCAUUUCUGGAAGGUUCAAGGUGAAUGGGGUCUUGGCAGUGGGCCAAGAGGUCAACUUAGCCCUGCUGCUCAAAAACCUGACCAGUGACAGGAAGACGCUGACAGUGAACAUGACAGCCUGGACCAUCGUCUACAACGGCACACUUGUACAUGAGGUGUGGAAGGACUCUGCCACGGUAUCCCUGGACCCUGAAGAAGAAGUGCAGCAUCCGGUGAAGAUCACAUAUGCCCAGUACGAGAAGUACCUGAAGGCAGACAACAUGAUCCGGACCACAGCCAUAUGCAAGGUGCACGAUGAGGCCGAGGUGGUGGUGGAGCGGGACAUUAUCCUGGACAACCCCACCUUGACGCUGGAGGUGCUGGACCGCGCUCGACUGCGGAAGCCCGUGAACGUACAGAUGCUCUUCUCCAACCCGCUGGACGAGCCCGUGAGGGACUGUGUGCUGAUGGUAGAGGGCAGUGGCCUGCUCCGGGGCAACCUCAAGAUUGAGGUACCAGCCCUGCGCCCCAAGGAGCGGUCCCGGGUCCGUUUCGAGAUCCUGCCCACCCGGAGUGGCACCAAGCAGCUGGUUGCUGACUUCUCCUGCAACAAGUUCCCAGCAAUCAAGGCCAUGCUGUCCAUCGAUGUGGUCGAGUGAAGGGCCAGGUGCCCCCCCCACAAACUUGGGUACCACAGAGCAGGGAAAGCGUGUCAGUGGAGCAGGACCUCUGCCCAUGUUGCCCAGCCUGGACAACUGAAGGCUGCCGGACAUGGACCUCCAGCACACACACCCACCUUCUCUACCCCUACAUCCAGGGCCUACAGCUUGAUCAUUUGUGCAUGCUCCCUGGCCACUGCUCCUUGGCUACCUGUUCUGUGAGCCCCACUGCCCCACUAAUCCCUUGAACCCAUCAGAGCUUCAGAAUGGAACAGCACCUGACCCAGGGACUCUCCGGAUGGACACA
Messenger RNA from Octodon degus (degu), 2395 nucleotides. It is a transcript of the gene Tgm3, whose product is annotated as transglutaminase 3. Gene Ontology annotation, molecular function: protein-glutamine gamma-glutamyltransferase activity. The coding region runs from base 1 to 2088 and encodes 695 amino acids. Gene Ontology annotation, biological process: peptide cross-linking. Lineage: Eukaryota; Metazoa; Chordata; Mammalia; Rodentia; Octodontidae. The record is from RefSeq and is a predicted model, not a curated record. The transcript is spliced from 13 exons.